GUGAACUGUGGCACCAUGAUGGCGCAGAUCGAGCUGAUCGGCGGUAAGCUGGCCUACGAAGUCGGCUUGCAGCCGGACCGGAAGGGUGGUGUUGGGACGGAUCCAGUGAACACUUUGGACGACUUCUUCUUCUACACCGAGCUGGGCUUCGGCCUGGCCUUUACCUUCGAGAUUUGCUUGAA
Messenger RNA from Durusdinium trenchii, 182 nucleotides. The record is from the annotation of a GenBank genome assembly. NCBI's taxonomy places the organism in Eukaryota, Dinophyceae, Suessiales, Symbiodiniaceae.